UUCUUCUUCUUUGUGCUCUUGCGCGUUUCUGACCUCUGCAGACUGAAAGCGGUCCUCAAGUGCAGCGAAAUGGUUCCUCCAGUGCAAGUGUCGCCACUGAUUAAGACUGCCAGGUGGUCUGCGUUGCUCGUUGGCAUUAUCUAUGGAAAGCGCAGAUAUGAUAACCUGAAACCAAUUGCAGAGGAGGAGAGGAGAAUAGAAGAGGAGGAGAAGAAGGUGCGAGAGGAGCAGGAGCGCAUCGCUAAACAGCUAGCAGAAGCUAAUGAGGACACAAUCCUGAAAUGAGCUGCCCAAAAUGAAGUUUCCAUCAUAAUCGAUUCCUGUCUGGAUAAAGGACGGUGCUUGUAAUCAACCGUUUUGGUUUUACGGUGCCCUUUUCACACCACCCACAGAUAUUUAAUGUCAGAUUAAUGUUCCUUUUUGUGAAAUAGUCUCUGAAUACAUGCAAAUAUAUGAGCUUGACCUUGUAUACAGUUACUCUGAUCUGGUUUGUUCUUUUCCCGAAUACCUUCAAUUACAGAAGAGACAGAUGUUGUACAUGAUUAAUACACACUGAAUAAGACUUUCACUUUGGUAAUCAUCCACACCAAUAUUUAUUAAUAAAAUGGUAAUCCGU
This is a messenger RNA of Danio rerio (zebrafish), 616 nucleotides long. RefSeq names its product ATP synthase membrane subunit eb (gene atp5meb). Gene Ontology annotation, biological process: proton transmembrane transport; proton motive force-driven ATP synthesis. The record is from RefSeq and is marked provisional. NCBI's taxonomy places the organism in Eukaryota, Metazoa, Chordata, Actinopteri, Cypriniformes, Danionidae. Gene Ontology annotation, molecular function: proton transmembrane transporter activity. Gene Ontology annotation, cellular component: mitochondrial inner membrane; membrane; proton-transporting ATP synthase complex.